Messenger RNA from Coniosporium apollinis CBS 100218, 1350 nucleotides. RefSeq lists its product as uncharacterized. Gene Ontology annotation, molecular function: cysteine-type endopeptidase activity. The record is from RefSeq and is a predicted model, not a curated record. Lineage: Eukaryota; Fungi; Ascomycota; Dothideomycetes. The transcript has 6 exons. The coding region runs from base 1 to 1350 and encodes 449 amino acids. Gene Ontology annotation, biological process: proteolysis.
AUGUCGUACUUUCCUGGCCAGCAAUACGCGGGCGGACAGCCGCAUGAAGGAGGAUACGGAGCACCACCACCACCGCAACUGGGGUAUCCUCCACAAGGCUAUCCUCCACAGGACUAUCCGCCGCAAGGCUACCCACCACCGCAGCAGCAGUACCCACCCCAGGGCUACGGCUAUCCUUCACCACAGCCUUAUCCGCCUCCAUCACCGCAACCCUCGUAUGGUUACGGACAACCGACUCCUCCGCCUCGACAGUACAGCGGCUACGCGCAGACACCUCCUACUGCUGCACAGCAAGGCUAUGGGUUCGGAGCUCCGCCGCCUCAGCAAUGGCACCCCUCGAUAAACCAGAAUGCAUAUGUGCAGGGCAAUCACGGCGCCCCCCCUCCACCGCCGCAACAAGCUCAGGCAUUUGGUCACGGCGCACCUGGCAACUACACCUUCCAAUACUCAGCGUGUACUGGACGACGAAAGGCACUGCUUAUCGGCAUCAACUACUUCCGGCAGCGCGGAGAGCUCAGGGGUUGCAUCAACGACGUCAAGAACAUGUCCAACUACCUCAAUCAAUACUUUGGUUAUCGGCGGGAAGACAUGGUGAUCUUGACGGAUGAUUCGCACAUUGAUGCAAGCAAGCCUAACAAGGCUAAUAUUCUGCGCGCAAUGCACUGGCUUGUAAAGGAUGCGCAACCGAACGAUUCGCUUUUCUUUCAUUACUCCGGUCACGGUGGACAGACGAAAGACCUUGACGGAGACGAGGACGAUGGGUAUGACGAGGUCAUCUAUCCUUCUGACUUCCGAGAGAAAGGCCAUAUAACGGACGACGAAAUGCACAGGAUUCUGGUCAACCCAUUACAACCUGGUGUCCGUCUUACCGCAAUCUUUGACUCCUGCCACUCCGGCUCCGCGCUUGAUCUUCCUUACAUUUACUCUACGUCCGGCGUUCUCAAGGAGCCCAAUUUGGCCAAAGAAGCCGGCCAAGGCCUUCUCGGUAUUGUAUCAUCAUACGCGCGUGGCGAUUUUGGCGGCAUGGCAAACACAGCGCUUGGGUUUUUCAAAAAGGCGACGACCGGCGACGACACACGCAAGCGGAACUUGCGGACGAAAACCUCGUCGGCGGACGUUAUCAUGUGGUCCGGCAGCAAGGACGAGCAAACGUCGGCAGACACGACGCAGGGUGGUGAGGCUACGGGAGCCAUGUCCUGGGCGUUCAUCCGGUCGCUCCAGAAGAAUCCGCAACAGAGCUACGUGCAGCUCCUCAAUAGCAUCCGCGACGAGCUGGAGGGCAAGUACAUGCAAAAGCCGCAGCUAAGCUGCAGCCAUCCCCUCAACACCGAUCUGCUAUAUGUAAUGUAA